Molecule: messenger RNA, 3162 nt
Organism: Pseudoliparis swirei
Lineage: Eukaryota; Metazoa; Chordata; Actinopteri; Perciformes; Liparidae
Gene: tprg1
Product: tumor protein p63 regulated 1
Exons: 6
Coding region: 1704-2537 (277 amino acids)
Cellular component (GO): cytoplasm
Source: RefSeq, a predicted model, not a curated record
GAUUCAAUUAUGCUCCGGUCUUUAGUUUGCCAGUUUAUCACUGAAUCCAAUAAAGGAAGGAGAUGUAGAGGUUUCUUGGAGAUUUAGAAGAAAAUACGGCUUCUUGCACCCUCUGCUUCUCGUCGAGCAGAAGGACAUUUUAGAAAUUGUAAUAUUAAAUAAUCACUGAAGCAAACCAGCUCUGGAUUGAUUCGAAGUAAUCGCCCCCUCCUUUAGAGAAUAUUUUUUUAAGGCAUAGUUCAAUUUACAUGAGAUGUGGACUUAAACGCUACUGGCCAUUCACACAAUACUAAAGUGCAUGAAAAAUCUGAGUUUGCAGUCCGUGGGAGUAGCUAAGCAACCGUGCAAGAAAAGAAACGCCUUUAGAAAUCUGUCUUUGAUGGCUGCAGAUUACAACUGGAUUUGGCUUUAAACUUCCAGGGCGUUGGAGGAGCUCCCUGACUGAGAUGUGGAAUGAGUUCUCUUACAGUACGCUGUGUCAGACAACAUUAGUUUCCACGCAGACUGAUUUGUGGGAGGAUAAGACAUUUUAAAAAGCCUUAAUUGGCUUACGGGGGUCUGGUUCUACCCACGUUUGCUUGAUUGAGUUACCGUCCUGUUGGAUUAAGAAUUCCAUUCACCGGCAUUUAAGGAAAAAAAAUUCAAGACAGCAACGUAUGUUAGGGAAAGGAAAUCAAAGCGAUCUAAAUCUUUAAUUUAUCUGUGGUUGUUAAUGAUUCUAAAUUUAGAUAGGAGAUUUGGAUUUGACAGGAGCCCUUCCACUAUUUAUUUAACCUAGGAAAAGACAUCUGCAUCUGUGAGCAGUGCAUCGUUGCACAAACCUCUGCUUGUUCAUUGUUGUUAUGAACAUACAGGCGGCAACGCUAAAGCGACAGGUUGUGAAUGUGGUGAGUCCCCUGACAGGGGAACCCGAAACCUUCCAAUGAGAACUCACACAUGCCUAUGACAGCACAUGACUGGUUACUAUGUUAUUUAGCCUGACUAAUGGAGAGAGGACAAUUAUACAUAGAUAUAGUUGUUCCCCUACCCUCUCCCUCAUAUCAAGCCACACAAUAUUCAUAUAUUAUGACACAAUGUAAACCAAUAUUAUCCUGUUUGGACAUUAAACAAAACACAGUGGAGGGAUUAUCACAGGUUUCAUGUGAUUAAUUGCAAAUUUGUGAAGAAAAUUAGAAGUGCUUAAGGACAACAUCUAUGAAGGUGCUACAUUAUUCCCUUAUCCUGUGGCCCCACAGGGACACUCUAUGGCCCAACUUUAUUGUAGUUUAUAUUGUGCUGUGCGUGUAAAAUUGAGUUUAAUCCAAUUGGAAAUAGUGUGGUGUAAGGGGAAACGUGUUGGCCCAUUGCAUCCUAACAGCUGAAUCUGGUUCGCACGUUGGAGCCAUGGAGUCAUUCUGAGGCCCUCACAGAGACAGUGAAGUGAGCACUGUGUACGCGGAGUCAAAGCCCUCACCCCGUCUCACAGUCACAACACUCACACAUAGACGACACAAUAACUGAGAUGAUUUUAAUUCAGUCCAGUAUGGAUCCAGUCCCAAACCAGCAGCAGCUUGUGCGCAGGGUUUAUUUAUCACCCCGUAAAUCAGAGUCGCGCAUCCUGGCUGCGCACGCCCAUUAAAACAAACAGUCGGAACAAGGAAGUUGCGCACCGGCUCGACCUGUCGACGCCUUCCGCGACACCGACAACCAGCAGUAACCCCAUCAUGGCAGAAGCGGAAGAGGAGAGAGGCCCGCCAAGUGAGGAGCAGCAGCUCAGCUCUUCCGCCGGCGGCGGCCCGGAGGACACUCAGCCGACUGCCCCCGCAGAGGGCACGGAGGAGCGGGCAGCGGAGGUCGCGGCGGCCCGCCCCCGGCCUGCGGACCUCUCCGUGGAGCCAUCUCUGCACCAGUUCAAGACCAGGAGGUUCUUCGUGUUGAGGCCUGGCACUCUGAAACAGGGCAUCAAAGACGUUGAAGCUCUGGUGGAUGAAGAAGUCGAUGGCAGCCUUCACAGCGUUUGGCUGACGGUAGAGGUGGAUCACUGGAACAAUGAGAAGGAGCGCCUCGUCCUCAUCACGGACAACUCCCUCCUGGUCUUCAAGUACGACUUCGUCAUGUUCAACUGUGACCAAAUCCAGAGGAUCCCGCUGAACAUCAUAGACCGCAUGUCCCACGGCCAGUUCAGCUUCCCAAAGCACUCCCUGCUUCAGCGGGAGGGGGAGGGGUUGAGAGUCUUCUGGGACCGGCUGAGGGAGCCCUCCUUUACCUCCAGGUGGAACCCCUUCGCCACUGACUUCCCCUUCGUCACCUUCACCGACCACCCUGUGAGGAGCAUCAGCGACACAUUCAAUGCCCUCUGCGACAUGCAGAACUUUCGAGAGCGGCUCCACGAGGCGGCGCAGCACGCCCACGCCGUGAAGCCCUUUCCCGGGAAGGCCAACGGCGUCCUUGUCCUGAACCACCUGAUCCACAUCGAAGCCUACGUGGGCCUCAUGUCUUUCCUUGGGAACCAGAACAAACUGGGAUACUGCAUGGCUCGAGGAAACAUCGGCUUCUGACACCUUCUGCUUUUCAUGUAAUAGUGUUGUUGUCGUUCAGAUAGUCUGGGAAAAAGGAUUAUCGCUCCUUGAAUUCCUGUUUGUACGUUCGUUCAUUGAAAUUCUUUCAGGAUUGACCAAAGACGUUUCCAUAUUGGGGUUUCCUUUAGUGACACGUUUAAGUCUGGAUUCUCAGGAUGUUCUGUGUUAGGUUAAAACAACUGUGUGAUCUCCCCCCUCUGCUUAUUACAAGUGUGAAACAUCCGCAUUUCAACACCGCGCCGCACUGGCUGUCGAAUCCCCCGCUGCUCUCAGGGCGCUCCUCAGCGGUAUGGUAAUUCCACUCUUUUCCUAACGGGACUCCUUUGUUCCUCCCCCGGUGUGUCUGUUAAACAGCUCAUUCCCAUGCCGUUCAGCCCCUGUGUUUCACCGAGGGACCCUGAGAUUCACCGGAGCACGGGGGCACAUUUGUCAGUUCAUAGUUUCAUCAUCCGCUGUGUAAUUUUACAGUGCAUAUAUGGACAGUGUCGGUAUUCCUCCUUGAUGUGUGUGUUUACUGUGUCGCUCCGCGUGGUUUUGGUGUCACAGUGUGUCAUUUGUUCUCUUGUCCUUUUGUGGUGGUAUAAAAUAUGCAGAUUUGUCUUUG